Messenger RNA from Exophiala bonariae, 975 nucleotides. RefSeq lists its product as uncharacterized. The record is from RefSeq and is a predicted model, not a curated record. NCBI's taxonomy places the organism in Eukaryota, Fungi, Ascomycota, Eurotiomycetes, Chaetothyriales, Herpotrichiellaceae. The transcript has 2 exons. The coding region runs from base 1 to 975 and encodes 324 amino acids. Gene Ontology annotation, molecular function: calcium ion binding.
AUGGCGUACAAUAGAGCCUUCAACCCAGAUGCGCUGCCUGCCCAUGCAGAGCCCGAGCAAGCCGCUCAAGCUUUGAGUCAGCUUCAGGGAAAUCGAAGACAGACUUCUCCCAACGCACCUCCAGGUCAGCGUUAUGGCCAUCAACCACGCCCUGGGUCUCCAGGCAGUGCUGGCCGUCGACCUUCCCCAGCUGGCCGAGGCAUAGGCCCACCUGCACAGUCACAACCACCACCGCCUUCACAAUCCCAGAACUCCUACAGACCCCCUCCGGUCCAGACGUACCAGCAGCAGCGACCACAUAACGCGGGUCAAGGGUAUGCUGAUAACCAGUACAACCGCCUGCAGUCUCCUCCCCCCAAUGCAGCCAACUAUGGCUUCGAUCGAAGGGGUUCCAAUGAACAGCAGAGCUACCCUCCACGCAAUACAGCCCCUACAGACCCAGACUCGGUCGACCUGUUUCGUCUGUUCCGUGCGGCGAAUGCUUCAGGUACAGGGUCUCUUACGACGGCGGAAUUGGGUUCAGCAUUGGUCAACGCAGAUUUCACACCGUUCGACUCGCGGACCAUAAUAUCACUAAUGCGCAUGUUUACAUCGUCACCGCCGAAUCAAGCGCAAGGUCCUACCAUCACGUUUGAAGAAUUUGAAAAUCUAUGGCAGUUCCUGGCGGCAUGGCGGACACUGUUCGAACGAUUUGAUGAGGACGGGAGUGGUCGCAUCUCGUUGCUCGAAUUUUCAAAGGCCAUGACGGCAUUCGGUUAUCGAUUGUCACAACAGUUUGUCGGUGUGCUCUACAACACGUUCAACGAUCGAAGCCCGGUGCAAGGCCAGGGGAUGAGUUUUGACUUGUUUGUGCAAGCCUGCAUCAGUCUCAAGCGUAUGACAGAUGUUUUCAAGAAGUACGAUGAUGAUCGAGAUGGCUAUGUGACACUUAGCUUCGAAGAAUUUCUCAUGGAGAUUCUGCGACUGAGAGAUUGA